Molecule: messenger RNA, 4443 nt
Organism: Parasteatoda tepidariorum (common house spider)
Lineage: Eukaryota; Metazoa; Arthropoda; Arachnida; Araneae; Theridiidae
Product: short-chain dehydrogenase/reductase family 16C member 6
Cellular component (GO): lipid droplet
Molecular function (GO): oxidoreductase activity, acting on the CH-OH group of donors, NAD or NADP as acceptor
Source: RefSeq, a predicted model, not a curated record
AUUCGAUGUCCAUGAUUAGGGUUGGUCCAUGUUUAUGUUUUUGGAAGAUUGCAACUUGUUUCUAAUACAUAAAUGCGUUCUGUUUUUCUUGGCGUGUCAAUGAUUUUCUUACUCGUUAAAAGUAAUGUUAAAAUCGUUCAUAUUUCAAUUGGAAUUUCAUUUUGAAUAGAGUGUAUAAUGUAAUAUACCAGUUGAUUUUGUUACGAGAACAGAGGAACUAAAGUCAUCAAAACAAGUAUUGCCUGAUUAAAAACUAUACUUUACAGUGAAGAUGUGCCAAUUACUUUUCUCACUUACUUUUUAAUUUUUUAAUGGUCUGCUUUCUAGAUGACAAUAUACAGUCUUACAAGAUCUGUUUGUUGCUCUAAAACUUAACUCAAAACACAACUUUUCUUUGUUUAUCACACUAUAAAGUUAAAUAAUUCAAAAAACAUUUUAUUUACUAAGCUUUAUUGCUAUUGAGUAUUUACAAAGUUUUUUUCUCGCAAUUCAUGUCAAGAAAUUGAAAAAUCGUAGCGGAAAAAAAAUUCGAAUGUUUUUACAUCUAAAAAAGGUGCUAAAUCCCUUUAAAUACCUGAUAUAGUAUAAAAAGUCAAUAACUGAAAGUAAUUGUUAUUUUUUAUAGAGAAUAUAAAUAAAAAACAAAAUUUAAAAUAAAGAAAUAAAAAGAGAGUUGACAUAAUUAGACCGCAUGAUUUUCAAUUGAUGAAUGUUCCCAGCUGACAAUCAAAACUUGACGUUUGAGGAAUUGACAUGUAAACCACAAAGGCAAUUUCCCUCGAAAAUAUUUUUAUGCCGGCACCAAUUACAAAGACCCAAGGUCGCUCCUCACAAAUUGUUGGAAAUCAAAAUACUCUUUCGAUUUUUCCUCUCGUUUGAUUUCUCAAAAUUUUAAUUUACUAUUCACUCUCCACGUAUGAACGACUGAUUAGUUCAAAGUCGACACUGCUUCUGAUGCUACUAAGUUUAAAUCACUGUUGUAUGAAGUUGGUGUUGCUGCUUAUAAGUUGAUCUUGCUCGCUUGUGUUUCAACAUUUUAAUGCUCAGUUCGUAACUCUUAAGUUUAUCUUACUAGUUAAGAUACAAAGCAAAAAGUCUCCGAUUUAAAAAAGCAAUUUAGAAUUAUUUUUUCUGCAUUUUCAAUGGGAGAAACCAAUUUUCAUUGAAUUAACUUUCGUUUUUUUAAAAAAAAAAUUGUGGUCAUAUAAACUCUCGUGGUCAUGGGUUGCUUUCGAUUCAUGGUGGACACUAUCAAACUUUUCUUUUUGAUGGUUGCUGAUCCUUUCAUCCGAUGUUUUUGGUGCAUUUUUCCAAAACCGAAGAAAAGCAUAAAAGGGGAAAUCAUUCUCCUGACCGGUGCAGGACAUGGUCUGGGAAAAGAACUAGCCAUUAGAUUGUCUGACCUUGGUGCCGUUAUGGUUUUGUGGGACAUCAACCAGGAGAACAACGAGAACAUUGCUUCGAAACUGAGAUCUCUGGGGAGGAGUGUCUUCUCUUACAGGGUGGACGUCACAAACGAGGAAGAAGUCAUAAGGAUGGCAAACAGGGUAAAGCAAGAGGUCGGUGACGUUACCCUACUCGUCAACAACGCUGGUGUGUUUUCUGGACAACCUAUCUGCAAACUAUCGAGUCACGUGAUUAGGAGGUGUUUCGAAGUCAAUUCCUUGGCUCACUUUUGGAUGCUGCAACAGUUUCUGCCUCGCAUGCUAGAAUUGAACCGUGGUCAUAUAGUGGCAGUGGCCUCCAUGGCUGGACAUCACGGUGUUGCUAACAUGACUGACUACUGCGCAUCGAAACACGCAACCGUUGGUCUGAUGGAGUCACUGUACAUGGAACUGCAUGCAGCAAAGAAGGCCAACAUACGACUCACGACCAUCAAUCCCAUCAUCAUUACAACAGGACUCAUAUCCAAUGUCAGAACGAGGUUUCCAUGCCUGUUGCCACUGAUGCCUGUCGAAGAAACAGCAGAUGUCAUCGUGAAAAGCAUUCUGAGAGAAGAAGAAAUGGUGUUUAUACCUACGAGGAGCAAAUACUUAAACGACAUGGUUAGCUGUUUUAGAAGAAAAACUCGCUUUAAGAUUUUAGACUACACAGGGUACGGGUUCGAUCCUGUAGUGGAGAAGGAACCGACCAAGAAUGGAGCUGAAAUUGUGUGAAGUAACUUUUCGUGGUUCCAAAUUAAUUCAGGUCAACAUCAAGAUCUGAACCCUAAGAACUGAAAUAAGAUAAUCAUGUAUAAACAAAACAAAAAAAAACUUUUACAUUUUCUUUUCAUCUUUUUCCUAUUCUUUUCGUGCAAACCACGUGACGUCAAUCUCGAAGUAAAAAAUUGCUCAAUUAUUAAUCCAUAAGAAGAAAAUCUUCAUUUUUGUUACUCAAGGUUGGCCCGUUGUGAUUCUACUUGUAUUUAAAUCAAGUGUGCCAUACAUGAACUUUUUAAGACUAUUUUUACUAUAUUCUUUCUUGCCUCAAUGGCGUGACAACUCAGUGUGGGCAUUGGCCUUCUUUAGAAUUCUAUUCCAAUCUGUCUCAUCUUUAUCGGCUUUGAGAACGCUUAAGUCUCUUUCCAGACAGUCUUUGAUGACCCCUUUUCCGAACGCCUGUUGGUGUGGCUUUUUUUUCGUUGGGCAAUCAGAUUAUGUUGUGAAAUGUUGACGGAAUUUAUUAAACCCAGCUUUUGUAGAUAUUUUAUAGUAGUUCAUUAUUUGUUCUUUUUCUCCAACUACUUUCAGUUUGAAUUUGCGUUUUAAGCAUUUUCUCUCUAAAACUGCAAAUACUUCUUUCUUCUAUUUCAGCCAUCCUUUAUGUUUUAGCUUCAUAUGUUAAAACAAGUCUGAUAAAACAUUUAUAAAUAGUCAUUUUAGUUUUUUUGUCAAAAGUUAUUUUGUAAUGGUUUUCAUCUGUUAUGUUAUUUGUCUGAGUAAUAUGUAAAAUGUUGAAUUACUUCAAAUUUAUACUUCAUUAUUACAAAGAACGGAUGAUUCAAUUUUAAUUGGGUGCAUGGCAUAUAUUUAGCUUUGUUUUGGUUAAUGCUGAUUUUUUUCGUGAUGUUUUUGGUUAAGCUGGAUUUUUAUGAUAUACUUUCUACGUUUAUAAGUAAAAAUAUCGAUGAAUACAAUUUACUAUAGCUUUACACUGCUCUUUUUAUUUAAGUAAAGUAAUAAAGUGCGUAAGUUAAAAAAAAUGGAAUGUCUGCAAAACGUUAACUUUUAUAAGAAAUUUUAAAGACGAAGAUAAUUUUGGCAAUUAUCUACGGAAAUUUAAAUAAAAUACUUAGAUAUAAAACCGUAUCAAAAAGAUUUAAUUUAGUAUAAAAUAAAUUUAUAUCUGUGAUGUUUGACUUUAAAUGCAAACACAUAUAUUUAGUUAGCAUAGCUUUAAUAACUCUCUAAGUAGCUACAAUUGGUAAAAGAAAUAAUUGAAGUAAAACAACUUUUUAAUAAAGUUAAAAAGUCGAAUUUAGUUUAUUGCGGUUGCCAGAAGUAUCAGAUAUCUUGAACUCAAAUAUUUAAUAAAUGGAAUCAAUAUUGCAGCAACAUUUAUCUAAGCAAUAGGAAUACUGUAAAACGUGGAUUUUUAAUAGCUUUAAUUUAUUUCAAAAUAUAGCUUUAAGAUAAAAAGAGCCUAAUUUAGUUAAAUUGAGAAGAGAAAUAGCAUUGUAAAUAUUGAACAAUAAUAACGUUAUUUUUCUGUGUAUAUUUCAUUCGACGAUACAGAAUUCGUAUAGUUUCUCUCAACUCUAACGCUAUUUCAGUUCACAGCGCAUGUGCGAAAUUUUUUCAUGUUAUUACAGUUCCAUUAUUAAGGGGCAGAAAAUAAAUCUAUCGAUACAGAAAAAUUUCGCGCAUGUGCUGUGAAGCUCAAAUAGUGUAAUUGAGAAAUCGUGACGUCGUGCAAAAUCUCUCUUAUGAUCGGAUUGAGAAUUUGUGUUUACAUGCAGAUAACUUUAGUAUUCAAAUAAAAAGUUUCCACAGUUAUAAUGAAGAUCUGGAGCUCAAAAAUUGAAUAGAUUCAAUGCUCCACUGUCAGCAAUAUUUUUUUAAAGUACCAUGUACAAAAAAGGACCACCUUUUGAAAAACUUUUGAUCUAAUAAUUGAAUCUUCACGUUCUUGGGCUCAAUCUUUAUGGUUCGAAGUGUAGAGCUCAAAUAGGGUAAUUAAUUGGUGCAGACUUUUUAUUUUAAGUUACGAAAAUCAGACACAAAAGUGUACUUUCUCUGAAUAAAUAUACCUUUUUUUUGUCGGAUUCGAAUUUUCGAUCACCAAAAUAUUGGGGGAAGUCACAAUCUGGGAAAUGUGUUCCUAAUAAUUUAGACGAAGUUCGGAUCCUUGAAAGUUAAUCUUACUUUUUGCUUUUUUUGCCACGUCCCCAAAACUUGUUAAACGAAUUGAAAAGUUUUCGCACACAAUUAUAAAAUUCGUUUAUCCAAAGAUAAUUCCACG